Eruca vesicaria subsp. sativa (arugula) is the source of this 1476-nucleotide messenger RNA. The record is from the annotation of a GenBank genome assembly. Lineage: Eukaryota; Viridiplantae; Streptophyta; Magnoliopsida; Brassicales; Brassicaceae.
AUGGAGGAAAAGAAACCAGAAGAGGAGAAAAAGGAAGGAGAAGAAAAGAAAGUGGAGAGUGAUGAGAAAAAAGGAGAAGAAUCUGAGAAGAAAACUCAAGAAGGAGAACCUACUAAAGAUUCCAAAGAUGAGUCUCCACCGGCAGCGCCGGAGGCUCCAGCACCACCUCCUCCACCUCAAGAGAUCGUCCUUAAGGUUUACAUGCACUGUGAAGGCUGUGCUAGAAAAGUCCGCCGUUGCCUCAAAGGCUUUGAAGGAGUGGAAGAUGUGAUGACUGAUUGUAAAUCGGGGAAAGUGGUGGUCAAGGGAGAGAAAGCUGAUCCAUUGAAAGUAUUAGCCAGAGUUCAAAGGAAGACCCACCGUCAAGUUGUGCUUAUUUCUCCGAUUCCUCCGCCGUCUCCGCCACCGGAAAAGAAAGCAGAAGAGGAAAAACCCAAAGUGGAAGAGAAGAAAGUAGAGCCUCCCGUUGUGGUUACGGUGGUCCUUAAGGUUUUUAUGCACUGCGAAGCUUGUGCGACGGAGAUCAAGAAACGAAUCAUGAGAAUGAAAGGAGUGGAAUCUGCUGAAUCGGAUUUAAAGGGUUCUCAAGUGACAGUGAAAGGAGUGUUUGAACCGCAAAAGCUAGUAGACUACGUUUAUAAACGGACAGGGAAACAUGCUGCGGUUAUGAAAGUUGACCCACCACCUCCCCCACCACCCGAGGAAGCGGCUCCGGCGGCGGCUGCGGCGGAAGGAGAGAAGAAAGAAGAAGGUAAAGGAGAAGAAAAAGGUGGAGGAGGAGAAUCCAAAAGCGAGGAAGGGAAAGAGGAAAAGCCAAAGAAGGAUGAAGAAAAGAAAGAAGUGGAGGCUGGUAAAGGCGACGGCGAAGCAGCUGAAAAAGGCGGAGGAGGAGGUGGUGAAAGCGGUGGUGGUGGUGGUGGGGAGGAAGAGGCAAAAGUUGUGGAGGUGAAGAAGAUAGAGAAUCCUUAUUACUACUAUUAUUAUCAACCGCCGCGUGUGGCUGUUCCUCCUAUGGAAAUGCCGCCUCAUGCAUAUCCGCAUGCUUACCCGCCUCAGCUAUUCAGCGACGAGAAUCCAAACGCAUGUUCCAUAAUGUAACAAAGAAAACCGCAAACGCUAAAAUGGUUUAUAUGGGGAAUAUUUGAACAUUUUUGAUUAAGUGGAUACAUGUUGGAUCUCUCUUGGUUUUCUUUUUACUGUGGUUGUGGGCCUUGUGGCUAUAUAUAUAUAUAUAAUCAAUAAAAUAAAUAGAUUACAGUAUAAAAUCAAUAAAAUAAAUAGAUUACAGUAGUUUAUACUAUACAUUUGUUUUAAUUUAUGGUACAUAUAAUUAAACUUUAAACUUUUGAGCUGCACCAAUUUGAUGCUAUCAUCCCACGCAUUUUCAAUAUAUAUACCAUUUUGUACAUAUUUAGAUAUGGUUAGCUAGACUCCUAGUUUACUAAGUUACCAUGUAACAGUACAACUGUAGUUUGC